Molecule: messenger RNA, 1440 nt
Organism: Clonostachys rhizophaga
Lineage: Eukaryota; Fungi; Ascomycota; Sordariomycetes; Hypocreales; Bionectriaceae
Source: the annotation of a GenBank genome assembly
AUGUACAUGCCACGACUCUGGAGAGCCUUGGCUCUCUUUCUCGCCCUUUGCGUCAGCACUACCGCCGCCGAUUGUACCGUCGUCCACCAAGGAUCUUCGCAGGAUGUCCUAUUCGUAGGGACAGUACUUACCAGUGAGGGUCCUCUAGAGCCCGGGUAUAUUUUAGUACAGUCAGGAAAGAUUGUGCGCAUGGGAAAUGACGCCGCUUGUCGAGCCAUUGGAGAGGCCAGCGUUGUCGAAUGCAAGGGGUCAGUCAUCUCGCCAGGGUUUAUCAACACCCACGAGCACAUCGACUGCUCAACUAUCAACCCAUUUCCCACCACCGGGACCCUAUACGAUCAUCGCCAUGAGUGGCGAGUGGGCUUAAACGAUCGCCCAAUGCUGCCUGCCCCCGUCAAUGGCUCACAGACUGAUGCCAUCAAAUGGGGCGAGCUGAGGCACAUCUUCUCCGGCACAACCUCCAUCGUCGGGAAUCACAUGGCUCUUGGCCUCGCACGGAACCUGGAUUUUGUUUCUGGGUUAGAAGAUGGCCUGGAAUCUUCCGCUGAUACGUACGCAAUUUUCCCUCUAGACGACGCUCCCGGGAUCAUUCGUGAAGGAGACUGCGAUUACGGCCCCAACCCUAUCGACCAAAAGACCGUCAAGGGACUACAUCGCUAUAUCAGCCAUGUCGCAGAGGGCAUUAGUGCGGAAGCUCAGAAUGAGUUCAGAUGCUUAUCGGAUAUCAACUACGACACGCGGCCGCUUUCCUCUGGCGGAGGGAGAAGCACGGACAUUAUCGCCCCAAAUGUUGGUCUCGUCCAUGCCCUAGGCCUCUCAGAGGCUGAUUUCGAUCUUGUUGCCGAACGGAAUGCAACAGUAGUCUGGUCGCCGAGGAGCAAUGUCGCCCUCUAUGGUAAAACCCUGAACGUGACUUACCUCCUAGAAGCUGGAAUCACUGUUGCUCUCGGCACUGAUUGGCUUCCAUCUGGCUCCGCCACCAUGGGAAGAGAAGCUUUAUGUGGCCUCAGUGCUACCCACAUCAGCUACGGCCAUACCCUGGAAUCCAAAACUCUUUGGGACAUGAUGACAAUCAAUGGUGCAAAGGUGGCUGGCUUCGACACAAUGUUAGGAUCGAUUGAGGUGGGGAAACUAGCCGACAUAGUCAUAUUUGGUGGCGACAACACAAAGGAUCCUUUCGGUCAGGCCAUCUAUGCCGCAGAAGAAGAUAUCGAGCUUGUCAUGCGUGGUGGUAAGGUGCUUGUUGCCGGCCAUAGCCUGCAACACUUAGCAACCGGCGCUUGCGAGUCGGUCGCAUUUGGUCACGUUUUGAAAACAAUAUGUGUAGAAGAUGAUCUAGGGAAUACCUACAAAGACUUCGAAGAAUCCCUGGGCGGGGUCUACCCAGCCAUCUUACCUGGUGUCCCUCCCAACGAGCCAAGCUGCGACCCCAUCCGAUAG